Pungitius pungitius (ninespine stickleback) is the source of this 1258-nucleotide messenger RNA. Its product is annotated as serum paraoxonase/arylesterase 2-like. NCBI's taxonomy places the organism in Eukaryota, Metazoa, Chordata, Actinopteri, Perciformes, Gasterosteidae. The record is from RefSeq and is a predicted model, not a curated record. Bases 95 to 1165 code for a protein of 356 amino acids. Gene Ontology annotation, molecular function: arylesterase activity. The transcript has 9 exons.
GUGCGUGAGCGAGUCUUUUCGUGGUUGCGACGCCGACUAGUUAAAUACAGGAAGUCCUCGGAGAUGCUUCCUGUAUUCCUUUCCACUUCAAAACAUGACUGCCAUGAAGAAAAUACUGGUUGCCGCAGUUGUUGCGGCAGUUGCCGUUUACAUCGGAUACCGAUUUAUGAAAAUAAAGGAAAUGUCCCUUGCCUCCAGAGAGCUCCCCGUGAAACACCUCAACUGUCAUUAUAUAAAGAACAUUGAAUUUGGAGCAGAGGAUAUUACAGUACUUAGGGAUGGCCUGGCCUUUCUGAGCACAGGGUUACACUUUCCCAGAAUGCCUUGGUUCUCCGAUGAACCAGGCAAAAUGUAUGUCAUGGAUAUGCUGCAUCCAAGGCCGACUGCAGUGCAGCUGCAAAUCAAAGGAGAUCUGGACCUCAGCUCCUUCAACCCACACGGCAUCAGUGCAUACGUUGAUGAAGCAGAUGACUCGGUGUACCUGUUUGUUGUCAAUCACCCUCAGCAAAAAAGCCAAGUGGAGAUCUUUCAUUUUGUUCAGGAGAACACACUUGUACACUUAAAAACGAUCACGCACCCCCUACUCCACAGUGUGAAUGACGUCGUUGCAGUCGGAGUAGAGAGCUUCUACGCUACCAACUAUCAAGCCUUUUCCUAUGAUGUGCUCAAUACUGUGACUGUCUUGCUGGGUUUCUCCUGGUGUGAUGUAGUAUACUACAGUCCAAGCGAAGUGAGGGUGGCAGCCGACGGCAUUAUGUCCGCCAAUGGCAUCAACAUAUCACCUGACAAACGGUAUAUUUAUGUUUCAGAUAUCAUGGGCCAUUCGAUCAACGUUUAUGAGAGAAAAGAAAGGGAGCGAUUACUGUACCUUAAGGCCGUAGCAGUCGGGUCACUGUGUGACAACAUUGAGGUGGACCACAGGACAGGUGACCUAUGGCUGGGUUGUCACCCGAAUGGCAUGAAAAUGGCAAUGUUUGACCCUAAAGAUCCACCCGGCUCUGAGGUCAUCCGGAUCAAGAACAUUCACUCAGAUCAGCCAGUUGUGAGCCAGGAGUACGUUGAUAACGGCCGUGUGCUGAUGGCCUCCACUGUAGCAGCUCCCUAUGAGGGAAAGUUGCUAAUUGGGACUGUUUUCCACAAAGCCCUGUGUUGUAAUUUGAAAUAACGUGUGUGUUCUAUAUUUUACAACUGUUUAAGAGUAGAAAUGUAAAUACAAUUUGCAUUGAAAUGGGUGGUACAUAAUAAAAUCUUGAUUCCA